AGCAGGAGAGGAUUUACUUCAGCAGAGCUGCUCAGUGUGUCACAGCCCACCGAGGGAGAAGGGCAGGGGGAACAAAGGACUGGACUGGCUGCGGGAGCCUGGCACAAGGGUUAAAAAUGACUCUCAACAAUGUUACCAUGCGUCGCACACACAACAGCAGCCCGCACCAGCAGCAGCAGCGAUGGAGCAUCCCUGCUGAUGGAAAGAAUCUGCUGGUCCAGAAGGACUCCAAUGAGUACAACCCACAGAAACGAUACACCAUCAGUCCUGAUGAAUAUUACAGAAGGAGCUGGUCCUCGGAGUCAUCCGACUCUGUCAUCUCCUCCGAGUCUGGCAGCAGCUGCUACCGCGUGGUGCUGAUCGGGGAGCACGGCGUGGGGAAGUCCUCGCUAGCCAACAUCUUUGCAGGCGUGCACGACAGCAUUGACAGCGACUGUGAGGUGCUGGGAGAAGACACGUAUGAAAGAACUCUGAUGGUGGAUGGGGAAAGUGCGACUGUUAUACUGCUCGAUAUGUGGGAUAACAAGCGGGAGGGAGAAUGGAUUCGAGACCACUGCAUGCAAGUGGGAGAUGCCUACUUGAUCGUCUACUCCAUCACUGACCGAGCAAGCUUUGAGAAGGCCUCUGAGCUCAGAAUACAGCUCCGCAGGGCACGCCAGAAAGAAGAUAUCCCCAUUAUCUUGGUUGGCAACAAAAGUGACCUUGUCAGAUGCCGUGAAGUUUCAGUGGCAGAGGGGCGAGCCUGUGCCGUGGUGUUUGACUGCAAGUUCAUUGAGACCUCGGCAGCUGUGCAGCACAACGUCAAAGAGCUCUUCGAGGGCAUCGUGCGGCAGGUCCGGCUGCGCAGGGACAGCAAGGAGAAGAACGAGAAGCGGCUGGCGCUACAGAAACGGAGAGAGAGCAUCCCCAAGAAAGCCAGGCGCUUUUGGGGCAAAAUAGUUGCCAAGAACAACAAGAACAUGGCCUUCAAACUCAAGUCCAAGUCUUGCCAUGACCUAUCAGUACUUUAAGAACACUGGACUCUGCCAGAGCUUGUGGCAUUUUGUGGACAUUAUCUAACUUUGUCAUAGGACAAUCAAUCGAUCUAU
Molecule: messenger RNA, 1088 nt
Organism: Lonchura striata (white-rumped munia)
Lineage: Eukaryota; Metazoa; Chordata; Aves; Passeriformes; Estrildidae
Gene: GEM
Product: GTP binding protein overexpressed in skeletal muscle
Biological process (GO): negative regulation of high voltage-gated calcium channel activity
Cellular component (GO): plasma membrane
Molecular function (GO): calcium channel regulator activity; GTP binding; GTPase activity
Source: RefSeq, a predicted model, not a curated record